Messenger RNA from Eriocheir sinensis (Chinese mitten crab), 3003 nucleotides. Its product is annotated as sodium-coupled monocarboxylate transporter 2-like. The record is from RefSeq and is a predicted model, not a curated record. The coding region runs from base 116 to 421 and encodes 101 amino acids. NCBI's taxonomy places the organism in Eukaryota, Metazoa, Arthropoda, Malacostraca, Decapoda, Varunidae. The transcript is spliced from 3 exons.
ACUACUACUACUAUAACAGGGGGCAUGCACGGCGCUGCUGCUCGGGACUGGAGUGGCGUUGGGGUUCAGUUUUGGCGCCACGGCCGUUGGACUCAGGCCGGAGCUCCUGCCAACCAUGACCAACGCCUGCCCUGCUAACCUGACCAUCCCUCCCCCUCCCCCGCCCCCCGUCACAGUGGCGGACUUGAACUACCCGGAGAAGUUCUUGGGGGUGUCGUACACGCAGCUGGGCGUCAUCGGUCUCUUGGUGGGCCUCGUCUUCGGUAUCUUGGUCAGUCUGCUCACAGGCAAGUCCCGAGGCCACCGCGUGGAUCCCUUGAUGGUUCAUCCGUGGGUUCGCUGGGCCGUUCCGAAACCUGAGGAGCUGGAGAAGCGCGUCAAGGCCCACUCCUACGACAACAAGAUAUCGACGAAGUUUUGACCGCCGUGGGACAACUAAGUGUGCUAGAUACCAAGAUUGCUGAGUGCCGUCCACUUUGAUCUUGCACACAAUGGAGAAAAAAGAGAAAAGGAUGGUAACCAUAAUUUCGACAAAGUUUAUUUGUUUGAAGCAGAAGAACUGAGUUCACAAGUACCUCAUCUGAUCGUCUUCAUAUUUGCCUAUUUUUUAAUGAACAUAGGUCUGCAUUAUAAGUUCACUCCUAUGAACCACUUUUAUGAGUCAUUAGUUACUUGGAGCAUAUUAAUUUUCUCUGCUAGUUAUAUUUAAAAACUGUGCCUCCGUGCUGACACCCUGCCUGGUCAAACUCUUUCGCCUCUGCCUGUCAACAUCUACCUUUCCUUCCUGCUGGAAGUACGCCUUCAUACAGCCUGUGCCUAAGAAGGGUGACCGUUCCAAUCCCUCAAACUACCUCCCUAUAGCUUUACUUUCUGUCUAUCUAAAGCUUUUGAAUCAAUCCUUAACCAAAAGAUUCAAAAGUACCUUUUCACUUCUGACCUUCUAUCUGAUCGCCGGUAUGGGUUCCGCAAGGGGUGUUCUACUGGCGAUCUUCUUACUCUCUUAAUUGAUUAUUGGUCCUCCCCCUAGACAUAGCGAAAGCCUUCGAUAGAAUCUGGCACAACUCUUUGCUUUCUAAACUGCCCUCUUUGGCAUUCUAUCCCUCUCUGUUCCUUUAUCUCCAUUUUCCUUUCCAGUCGUUCUAUCUUUGCUGUGGUAGAUGGUCACUGUUCUUCCCCUAAACCUAUCGACAGUGGUGUCCCACAGGGCUCUGUCGUAUCACUCACUCUCUUCCUGUUCUUCAUCAAUUAUUUUCUUUCCAUAACAAACUGUCCUAUCCACUCAUACGCUGACGACUCCACUCUGCAUUAUUCAACUUCUUUCAACAGAAGACCCUCUCUACAGGAGUUAUGUACAUGACUCCAGACUGGAGGCUGCAGAAUGCUUAAUCUCAGACCUUGCUAUGAUUUCCGAUUGGGGUAAAAGGAACCUUGUGUCCUUCAAUGCGUCAAAAACCCAAUUUCUCCACCUAUCGACUCGACACAAUCUUCCCUAUUCUUCAACAACACUCAGCUGUCACCGUCUUCAACACUAAAGAUCCUCGGUCUAUCCUUAACUCAAAAUUUUAACUGGAAACUUCAAAUCUCCUCUCUCACUAAAUCAGCUUCCUCGAGGUUGGGCGUUCUGUAUCGUCUCCGCCAGUUCUUCUUCCCCGCAAAGUUGCUAUCCAUAUACAGGGGCCUUGUCCGCCCUCGUAUGGAGUAUGCAUCUCACGUGUAGGGGGGCUCCACUCACACAGUUGUGUUGGACAGAGUGGAGUCUAAGGCUCUUCGUCUCAUUAGCUCUCCUUCUCUUACUGAUAGACUUCUACCUCUAAAAUACCACCGCCAUGUGUCCUCUCUAUCUUCUAUCAAUAUUUUCACGCUGUCUGCUCUUCUGAACUUGCUAACUACAUGCCUCCCCCCCUCCUGCGGCGUCGCCGCACACGACUUUCUACUCUAGCUCAUCUCUUUACUGUCCAAAUCCCUUACGCACGAGUUAACCAGCAUUUUCACUCUUUCAUCCCUCACCCUGGUAAACUCUGAAACAAUCUUCCUUCAUCUGUAUUUUCUGCUGCCUACGACUUGAACUCUUUCAAGAGUAGGGUAUCAGGACACCUCUCCUCCCGAGAUUUUACCUAUCUUUCGGCCACUCCUCUUGUAUGAGCAGUGAGUAGCGGGCUUUUUUUUAUUAUUGUUUACUUUAUUUUUUUUUUGCCCUUGAACCGUUUCCUCUACUGUAAAAAAAAAUAAUAUUGCGCAAGUAUGCCAAGAAGAGUAUAUAAGUGAAAGUGAAGCAUGUGGAAUGCAACGAAGGGGAGACAACUUUUAGAUCUUAAAGUUGUUAAUGUCGCUUAGAGUUGGUAAUAAGUGACAUCAAAAGCCUGAUUUUUUAAACGCCGUUCUAGUCUUCACUAGAGUCCGAUACAAAUAUGAAGUCAGAUUUGGUGGGGCUCGAACUUCUCAACAGCGCUGCCGCAUCACCCCUAAACAUCACUAUCUCCCUCAUAUGGUACCUACGUACAAUUUGAAAUAGCGUAUAAAAUAUUCUGUAUAUAUAAAUAUAAUAAGAUUUGGCAGCGCUAUGGCCAGGGAACUCCCCGAGUGGGCUCCGCCCAACUGACUUCAUAACUGAGUUGGACUAUAACAACGAUGUGGCUGAUUUGUUCCUUUUAAUAUGUUUUCAAGGCGUGCUUAGUUUUUUUUUUUUUUCACUUUUACGAGUGAGUUUGUAAUAUGUACUUUGUGAAAAUUCAAUACUUCGAGUUAACUCCCAAAAAUGGAAGUGAUAAUCCAAAUUAGCCACAUAAUAUAACUGUUGACAAAUACUAGUACGACGUUUAAAAAAAAUCUGGCGUUAGAAUUGGGCAGCUUGGAGGACGGCCGAGAGACUUGCGCAGUAUCUAGGAAUUAUUUUGACGGGGUUCAACGCCGUGGUGAGUCCUGCUUAUCUGGAACAGUUUAAUACAUAAACAUCACUGACAGACCAUAUAUAUAUAUAUAUAUAUAUAUAUAUAUAUAUAUAUA